This is a messenger RNA of Camelina sativa (false flax), 10000 nucleotides long. The record is from RefSeq and is a predicted model, not a curated record. Lineage: Eukaryota; Viridiplantae; Streptophyta; Magnoliopsida; Brassicales; Brassicaceae.
GAGAAAGUGAGAUGAUGACUUGAGACUUUCGUUUGAAGCCGAGAAACAAGGCGCGGAGAAACGAAGACAACGACGACGAACGAUGAUGAACACAUCACAAAACGAGGACUGGUAAUCGGAUGAAUGUGUUUGGAAUCGAAACUGUGGAAUCAUGAAAUGGAGAUCAUUGCUUCAGGACUUGAAGGAUAAGGUUGGAGUAGCUGAAACAACCGCCGAGUUAAAUGUCGAAGACGUCGUCAGUGACUCCCCUACUCCACCGUCUUCAUCAGCUUCCCCGUCCUCUAUUAACGCUGUCUCUGCUCAGCAUGACUUCAAUUCAUUAUCUCCUACAAGCCGAGACAAACGUAAGCUGGAACUGGACUUCACGAGAUACUGGGAAGAGUUCCGUUCAUCAAGCUCUGAACAGGAGAAAGAAGCCGCCCUGAAUCUGAGUGUGAAUACGUUUUGUAGACUAGUGAAGCAGCAUGCUAAUGUAGAUCAGUUAGUUACCAUUUUAGUAGAAACACAUAUAUUCUCUUUCGUCAUUGGGAGAGCAUUUGUGACAGAUGUUGAAAAGUUAAAGAUUAGCAGCAAGACAAGAUCAUUAGAUGUUGAGAAAGUACUAAAUUUUUUUUCUGAAGUCACCAAGGAGGGUUCAAGUCGUGGUGCAGACCUUUUAACUGCUGUUGAAGUCCUUGCAUCUGGGCCUUUCGACAAACAAUCUCUAUUGGAUUCUGGGAUAUUAUGUUGUCUAAUACACAUUCUCAAUGUGCUUCUGACUUAUAGUGAAGGUGAAAAAACUGUUAAUGCUGAAGAAAAGGUGGUGGGGAAUGUUGUCCAUAUCAUGAAAGCAUUGGCAAGCCAUCCUUCUGCUGCACAGAGUUUGAUUGAAGAUGACUCUUUUGAGCUGCUUUUCAAAAUGGUUUACAAUGGUUCUCUCGUGGCUCUUUCUCAAUAUAAAGAUGGCCUAGUUUCAUUACACAACAUACAGCUUCACAGACAUGCAAUGCAGGAGGGUUCAAGUCGUGGUGCAGACCUUUUAACUGCUGUUGAAGUCCUUGCAUCUGGGCCUUUCGACAAACAAUCUCUAUUGGAUUCUGGGAUAUUAUGUUGUCUAAUACACAUUCUCAAUGUGCUUCUGACUUAUAGUGAAGGUGAAAAAACUGUUAAUGCUGAAGAAAAGGUGGUGGGGAAUGUUGUCCAUAUCAUGAAAGCAUUGGCAAGCCAUCCUUCUGCUGCACAGAGUUUGAUUGAAGAUGACUCUUUUGAGCUGCUUUUCAAAAUGGUUUACAAUGGUUCUCUCGUGGCUCUUUCUCAAUAUAAAGAUGGCCUAGUUUCAUUACACAACAUACAGCUUCACAGACAUGCAAUGCAGAUUCUUGGGCUUCUUCUUGUCAAUGACAAUGGUAGCACGGCAAGCUACAUACGCAAACACCAUCUGAUAAAGGUUCUCCUAGUGGCUGUCAAAGAUUUUGAUCCGGACUGUGGGGACUCAUCUUAUACAAUGGGCAUUGUGGAUUUGUUACUUGACUGUGUGGAACUAUCAUACAGACCUGAAACUGGUGGGGUUAGACUCAAAGAGGACAUACGAAAUGCACAUGGUUACCAUUUCCUUGUACAGUUUGCCCUGAUUUUGUCUUCUAUGCCAAAAGAUAUGGUUUUCGCAUUCAAUCAUUCAUCUCCACACAAAAAUAGCGGUUCCGAUGACUCUGAAAAUCAGCCACCUCUUUCAUUGAAUAGUAGUCAAAAUGAUGACAGGGCUUCACAAAAUUUCUCCCCUUCACUGUCCAGAUUGCUUGAUGUUCUUGUCACCUUGGCUCAGACUGGUCCCAUUGAGUCACCUGGAGCAAAUACUUCACUAUUUUCCCACACAAAGCCCACUGCUAACAAUCUGUAUGAUGAGGAUCAUGGAAAUGGUAAAGUUAAAGACCUUGAAGCUGUCCAAAUGUUGCAAGACAUCUUUCUGAAAGCAGAGAACAAGGAUCUUCAGGCUGAAGUGUUAAACCGAAUGUUCAAGAUAUUCACGAGCCAUAUGGAAAACUAUAGAAUGUGCCAGGAACUAAGGACUGUUCCACUUCUGUUGCUGAACAUGGAUGGUUUUCCUUCCUCACUGCAAGAGUUAAUCCUCAAAAUUCUUGAAUAUGCUGUCACAGUUGUAAAUUGUGUUCCAGAGCAAGAAUUAUUGUCACUUUGUUUCUUGUUGCAACAGCCAAUCAAUUCCGAGUUGAAGCAUACCAUACUUUCUUUCUUUGUGAAGCUCACAUCUUUCGAUCUAAGGUACAAGAAAGUCCUAGGUGAAGUUGGCGUUUUGGAAGUCUUACAAGAUGAUCUGAAGCAGUGCAAACUUUUACUAAAGAAAUCUGAAGCUAAUCAGGCAGCUUUUCGUUUUGCCAACGGUGUGACUGUCAUUCUUCCAUUCUUAAUCUCUGAUGAACAUCGUACCGGUGUUUUGAGGAUUUUGUCAUGUUUAAUCACAGAAGACAUUGAACAGAUCCAUCAUGAAGAGUUAGAAGCUGUUAUCGAUGUGUUGAAGAGUGGAAUGGUCACUGGAAUCUCUGGGCAUCAAUACAAGCUUCACUAUGAAGCCAGAUGUGAUACAAUGGGUGCUCUGUGGCGUAUUCUUGGGGUUAAUGGCUCUGCUCAAAGAUUAUUUGGUGAAGCCACUGGUUUUUCUCUUAUGUUGACCACCCUUCAUACGUUCCAAGGGGAAGAAGAGUGUAGGGAUGAGUCUCUUGUGAUGGUUUUCAUCAAAUUGUUCAGAUAUCUAUUGCGCCUCAUGACAACUGCAGCCUGUGAGAAUUCUAUCAAUAGGAUGAAACUGCACAGUGUCAUUACAUCUCAGAUAUUUUAUGAUCUUGUGGUGGAGUCUGGUUUGCUGUGUGCUGAUCUGGAAACACAGGUGAUACAACUGUUUUUAGAACUUGCACUUGAAGUUGUGCUUCCACCGUUUUUGACAUCAGAAUCUAUGGCCUCAGCUGAGACGGCAGAAAGUGAAAAAGCAAGCUUUCUUGUAAAAACUCCAUCUGGCCAAUUGAAUCCUGACAAGCAGAGGAUCUAUAAUGCAGGUGCUGUCAGAGUUCUGAUCCGUUCACUGUUGCUUUUUACUCCAAAAAUGCAGCUGGAAUUUCUGAAUCUUCUAGAAAGGUUUGCACGUGCCAGCCCAUUCAACCUGGAAAACCUCACGUCAGCUGGUUGCGUAGAACUCCUGCUGGAGAUUAUCCAACCCUUUCUUCCGGGUUCAUCUCCAUUUCUUUCUCAUGCUUUAAAGAUUGUUGAAGUUCUUGGGGCGUACAGAUUGUCUCCAUCCGAGCUCAAACUGCUGUGUAAAUAUGUUAUUCAAAUGAGGGCUAUGCAUUCGGGUCACUCACUAGUUGGUAUGAUGGAAAAACUAAUUCUCAUGGAAGACACAAGUUUGGAAGAUGUUUCCCUGGCCCCUUUUGUUGAAAUGGACAUGAGCAAAACUGGGCAUGCUUCUGUUCAGGUGUCCCUGGGAGAAAGAUCUUGGCCUCCUGCUGCUGGUUAUUCAUUUGUUUUGUCUCUUUCACUGCUUGCAUGUGUGCUUCAUCAGAAUUCUCAGAAUGUAAAGGAUAUGGAAACAUACAGGGGCUACCAUUUACUAGCUCUGUUUUUGCGUCCCAAGAUGGCGCUAUUUGACAUGAAAUGUUUGGAGAUAUUGUUCCAAAUUUCUGCAUGUGAAGCUUUCUUUUCAGAGCCAAAGAAGUUGGAGAGUGGACAAAGUACUAUUUGCAUGUCACCUACGGAGGUUACACCUGAAAACAACUAUGAGGAUCUUAGUCUGUCAAAAUUUCAGUCUAAACCUUCUUCAGUUGGAUCUCAUGGAUAUCUGGAUGAUUUUUCAGGGCCCAAAGAUUCUUUUAGUCAUUUAUCUGAGCUUGAAAUGGGAGUUAGUCCUGUUGAAACUUCAAACUGCAUUGUCUUAUCCAAUGCAGAUAUGGUGGAACAUGUCCUCCUGGAUUGGACCCUCUGGGUGACAGCCCCUGUUUCCAUCCAGAUUGCCUUACUUGAUUUUUUGGAGAACCUCGUCUCAAUGCGUUGGUACAGGAGUCACAAUCUUACAAUUCUGCGUCAAAUCAAUCUGGUGGAACAUUUGUUAGUGACACUUCAACGAGGGAAUGUGGAAGUUCUUGUCCUAGAAAAGUUAGUUAUUUUUCUUGGAUGCGUCUUACAAGAGAGUUUCCUUACUUCUGAGCUUGAAAGUGUGGUUAGGUUUGUGAUUAUGACAUUUAAUCCACCUGAAAUAAAAUCACAGAACUCAUCCAUGCGCGAGUCAAUGGGAAAGCAUGUAAUUGUGAGAAAUUUGCUUCUGGAGAUGCUUAUUGAUCUCCAGGUAACCAUAAAAGCAGAAGAAUUGCUGGAGCAGUGGCAUAAGAUAGUCUCAUCAAAAUUACUAACGUACUUUUUUGACAGAUUGAGCAUGCAAUCAAUGCUUGCCCACCACCCUGGAAACCUUUCACAGGUGACGGAUAGCCUUGUAGAUGAGCUUGUUGAGGGCAAUGCAGAUAUGACUGGAGACCUUCAAGGGGAAGCUUUAAUGCAUAAAACAUAUGCGGCACGGUUGAUGGGCGGUGAAGCUUCAGCUCCUGCUACUGCGACAUCUAUUAUCCGUUUCAUGGUUGAUCUAGCGAAGAUGUGCCCUCAAUUUUCAGCUGCUUGCAGAUCCGCAGAAUUUCUCCAAAAUUGCGCUGAUCUUUACUUUUCCUGCAUCAGGGCUUCUCAUGCUGUGAAGAUAGCCAAACAGCUCUCAGUGAAAGGAGAAGAGCAGAAUAUAAGUUGUUGGGAUGAUAGCAGCGCAAAAAGCACUUUCUCUAGAUUUCCUCACCGGGAUCAGUCCACAAAAACCUCCAUCAGUGCUGGAAGCUUUCCUCAAGAGCAGGCUAGUGUGAGCUCUGUAGUCAUGCCUUUACCUUCGGAUUAUGUGGCUAUUGAUAAGAUGGAAAACAUUCUUACAACACCACCAAGGGAUUCAAUUAAAUCAUUUCAAGGUCGUGAGAAACAAGAUGGUGAUCAUGCUGGCCCUGUAUCAGCCUCCAGCGAAAUGCAAUCUUUACAUUGCAAAGGUAGUUCAAGUGAAGUUCAGCCAACAGAGUCCCAUACUUCUGAAUCUUUCUCGAUGUUAGAGUCUCCCCUUUUCUCUGAAAAAUCAAGUCUCGACGUUCCAUUCACUCCAUCACCAUCUCCGGCUGUAUCCUCGCUAAGCUCUAACUAUAAUGAAUUCAAAAGUUCUACAAGUUCUUCUCCUCUUCCGUCGCAUAUCUCAGUUAGUGAAUUUGCUGCAUCUUCAGAUCACACGUCAGGUUCAUCUGCUGCCCAUACAAUAUUUACCAUUAGCCCAAAAAUUCUCCUCGAAACUGAUGAGUCUGGGUAUGGUGGUGGGUCGUGUUCUGCUGGAGCAAGUGCCGUGCUAGAUUUUAUGGCAGAGGUAUGUGCUGACUUAAUGUCUGAGCAGAUCAAAGCAGUACAGGCUUUGGAAAGCAUUUUAGAAAUGAUUCCUUUAUAUGUGAAUCCUGAAUGUGUUCUAGUAUUUCAAGGGUUAUGCCUUAGCAGAGUCAUGAACUAUCUUGAAAGGCGUCUAUUGCGUGAUGAUGAAGAGGAUAACAAAACAUUGGACAAAAGAAAAUGGUCUACAAACUUGGAUGCAUUUUGCUGGAUGAUUGUUGAUCGUCUAUAUAUGGGAGCUUUUCCUCAACCAAUUGGAGUCCUUAAAACCCUUGAGUUCUUGUUAUCAAUCCUGCAAUUGGCUAACAAAGAUGGUAGGGUUGAAGAAGCCACUUCUUCAGGGAAGGGUCUGUUAUCGAUAGGAAGAGCAACCAGGCAACUCGAUGCUUAUGUGCACUCAGUCCUGAAGAAUACAAAUCGAGCAAUACUGUAUUGUUUUCUUCCAUCGUUCUUGACAAUCAUUGGAGAGGAGGACCUACUUUCACGUCUGGGAUUGUUUGUUGAAUCUAAUAAGAGUCAAUCUUCAAAUCUAAGCGUCGAGGAAUCUGAAGUUGAUAUCUCAACAGUUCUUCAACUGCUGGUUGCAAACAAGAAUAUUAUAUUUUGCCCAAGCAAUCUUGAUAGAGAUUUGAAUUGCAGUUUGUGUGUGAAUUUAAUAUCUCUACUCCAUGACCAGAGAAAGAAUGUGCAAAACAUGGCAUCUAAUAUUGUCAGAUAUUUGCUGGUUCACCGAAAAUCUGCUUUUCAAGAUUUGCUUGUCAAAAAACCACACCGAGGAAAAAAAGUUGAUGUACUACACGGGGGUUUUGAUAGAUUGCUGACUGAAAAUCUUCCAGAAUUCUCUAAGUGGCUUGAGAGCUCCGAACAAAUUAUAAAUAAAGUACUCGAGCAGGGUGCUGCAGUUAUGUGGAAACAGUACAUAGCUGGCUCAGAAAAAUUUCCUGAUGUUAGAAUGAAAGGCAUGGAUGGUCGCCGCACUAGAGAGAUGGGGAGAAAAUCACGAGAUACGUCGAAGUUAGACGAGAAACACUGGGAGCAGGUAAGUGAGCGAAGAUAUGCACUUGAAAUAGUGCGUGAUGCUAUGUCCGCUGAGCUUAGAGUUGUCCGGCAAAAUAAAUAUGGUUCGAUACUUUAUGCCGAGAGUGUGUGGCAAACUCAUCUCCAGCAGCUGGUACACGAACGUGGUAUAUUUCCGUUGCGUCUUUCCCAGGGAUUUGAAGAUAAAUGGCAACUCUGUCCUAUUGAAGGUCCUUACAGAAUGCGGAAAAAGCUUGAACGAUGUAAACUGAAAAUUGAUAGCAUCCAUAAUUUACUAGAAGGGAAGUUAGAACUUGGAGAAAUUGAGCUACUCAAAUCCAAAAAUGAAGAUGGCCUAGUUAUUUCUGAUAUGGAUUCGGAGCAAGCUUUCCUGCUAAGUGAACUUUACAGCGAGUCAUUUUUCGAAGAAGCUGAUGACCUUAAGGAUUUUUCUUCUGCUAGAAAUGGAUGGAAUAAUGAUAGAGCUAGUAGUACAAAUGAGGCGAGUCUUCAGAAUGCUCUUUCUUUUGGUGGAAAAUCUUGUAGUACAGCAUCUGUUCCAAUAAGCGUCUACACAGAUGCAAAAUCUGAGAAUGGAUCUCCAAUAAAUUCAUCUUCUGGUAUGGAUGAAAUCAGAGCUGUAGAGGAAGAAUCAGAGAAGGAACUGAAUGAUGAUGGUGACUAUUUGAUCAGACCUUAUCUGGAACAUCUUGAAAAGGUUAGGUUCCAAUAUAACUGUGAGAGAGUUGUUGGUUUGGACAAACAUGAUGGGAUCUUCUUAAUAGGGGAACUCUGCCUAUAUGUGAUAGAGAAUUUUUACAUUGAUGAUCAUGGGUGUAUCUGUGAGAAGGAAUCGGAAGAUGAGCUAUCCAUUAUUGAUCAGGCUCUAGGUGUGACGAAACAAUUCACCGGAAGCUUGGAAUCACAGUCCAAGUCUAGCACAUUAUGGAGUACAACAAUGAAAACCGACGCUGUAGGGGGAAGAGCAUGGGCAUAUGGUGGUGGGGCUUGGGGAAAGGAAAAAGUGCGUGUGACUGGUAACUUGCAACAUCCUCGGCGUAUGUGGAAGCUAGAUAGUGUUCAUGAGAUUUUAAAGCGUGAUUACGAGCUGCGUCCAGUUGCUGUUGAGAUAUUUAGCAUGGAUGGAUGUAAUGAUCUCCUUGUGUUCCACAAGAAAGAGAGGGAAGAAGUCUUCAGAAAUCUCCUUGCCAUGAAUCUUCCAAGGAACAGCAUGCUCGAUACAACCAUUUCAGGAUCUGCGAAACAGGAAAGUAAAGAGGGUAGCCGUCUUUUCAAAUUGAUGGCAAAGUCUUUCACGAAAAGAUGGCAAAAUGGGGAGAUCAGCAAUUUUCAAUACCUAAUGCAUCUCAACACCUUAGCAGGACGUGGAUACAGUGAUCUCACACAGUAUCCAGUAUUUCCGUGGAUUUUAGCAGAUUAUGAUAGCGAGAGUCUUGACUUGUCAGAUCCAAAGACUUUUCGCAAGCUUGACAAACCAAUGGGUUGCCAGACACCUGAAGGAGAAGAAGAAUUUAGAAAAAGAUAUGAGAGCUGGGAUGAUCCAGAGGUUCCAAAUUUUCAUUACGGGUCUCACUAUUCAAGUGCUGGCAUUGUUUUGUUUUACCUUAUUCGCCUACCACCAUUCAGUGCUGAAAACCAGAAGCUGCAGGGUGGUCAAUUUGAUCAUGCUGAUCGACUUUUUAAUAGUAUUAAAGAAACUUGGCUAAGUGCAGCUGGAAAAGGAAAUACAUCAGAUGUGAAAGAACUAAUUCCUGAAUUUUUCUACAUGCCUGAGUUCUUAGAAAAUAGAUUUUACCUUGAUUUGGGUGAAAAACAGUCAGGGGAGAAGGUGAGUAAUGUAUCUUUACCUCCUUGGGCUAGAGGAAGUGUUCGUGAAUUCAUCUGCAAGCACAGAGAAGCGUUGGAGUCUGAUUAUGUUUCAGAGAAUCUGCAUCACUGGAUAGAUCUCAUAUUUGGACACAAACAGAGAGGAAAGGCUGCAGAAAAAGCUGUAAAUGUUUUCUAUCAUUACACCUAUGAGGGGAAUGUGGAUGUGGAUGCAGUUACAGAUCCUACCUUGAAGGCAUCCAUACUAGCACAGAUUAAUCAUUUUGGACAAACGCCAAAACAACUAUUCCAGAAACCUCAUGUUAAAAGAAGGACAGACAGAAAAUUCCCUCUGCAUCCUCUGAAACACUCGAUGCAUCUUGUUCCUCGCGAAAUACGUAAAUUAUCAUCAUCGAUAAACCAAAUCAUCACUUUCAAUGAGAAGUUGCUUGUUGCCGGUUCUAACUGUUUCCUGAAACCUAGAGGCUAUAAGAAAUACAUAAGAUGGGGUUUCCCAGACAUGAGUUUGAGAUUUAUGAGCUAUGAUCAGGACAAGCUCUUAUCUACCCAUGAAAAUCUCCAUGAAGGCAACCAGAUCCAGUGUGCUGGUGUUAGUCAUGACGGGCGCAGUGUCGUCACUGGAGCAGACGAUGGCCUAGUCUCUGUGUGGAGAGUCAACAAGGAUGGCUUGCGUGGUUCACGGCGUUUACGGUUAGAGAAAUCCCUUUGUGCACACACAGCCAAGGUCACUUGUCUACGUGUAAGCCAACCUUACAUGAUGAUUGCAAGCGGUUCAGAUGACUGUACAGUUAUCAUAUGGGAUCUCAGUUCUUUAAGUUUUGUGAGGCAGCUUCCGAAUUUUCCGGUUCCCAUUUCAGCAAUCUAUAUAAAUGACCUUACAGGAGAAAUCAUAACUGCUGCUGGAAAUUUACUUGCGGUUUGGAGCAUCAAUGGCGAUUGCCUUGCUGUGGUUAAAACAUCGCAAUUACCAUCAGAUUUGAUAGUAUCAGUAACAGGCUCAACGUUUUCUGACUGGCUGGAAACAACCUGGUACGUGACUGGUCAUCAAAGCGGGGCACUUAGAGUGUGGCAGAUGGUACAUUGUACUGAUCCGGUGAGUGCCGAGAACAAACCUGCUAGCGACAGAACAGUAGGGAUACAUUUAGGGGAUCAGGUGCCAGAAUACAAGUUGCUUCUACACAAGGAGUUGAAAUUUCAUAAGAAACCAGUUACAGCUCUGCAUCUCACGAUCGACCUGAAGCAAUUACUGAGCGGUGAUUCAGAUGGACAUUUGCUUUCAUGGACAGUGCCAGAUGAGAUAUUAAAAGCUUCACUCAAAAAGGCUUCAUAGUUUAGAGUCAGAAGUGUCAUCUAUAACUAGGACGGAAGCACCUAGGAGGUAGAUCAAAGUCAAAAUGUAAGACCUCAAAGAGAAGAUGUUGAAUCUCUUUGUUGAAUCUCUUACGUCACAUCUGAUUUGCAGAUUAGAUGUUGUUGCCCAAUGGAGAAACAGCAAGGCGAGACAAAAACGCGUCGAUUUGACAAUAACCAACAGGCUUGUCUUUAGAAUUUGUGUAAAUAUAGCUAACAUGUAAUUUGUGUGUACAGUAGACUAUUCUGCAAAGAAUAAACUGGGUAAAUCUAGUAUUAGAGCCCCAUCUAUAUUUCUCAGAUGAAAUUAUGUAAUCAUUUCUAUUGUUACUAUACUAGCUUAGGAACU